AUGGAGCCGAGUGGUCGUGUCUCUCGGAAAAUGCCCAAUCAGAAAAGAGCACAGAAUUCUGUAAGAGGAAGUCAGCAGCCUAAUUCUUCACGUCAAAGUGAGCUAUUUCCAUUAUUUUUGUUGGCCUUUAGGUUACGGUAAGACAACAUCGGAAACUGAAUUUUCAGAAGCCAGGAAUCAAGGAGAAAAGAACCGCAGAGAAUACCAUCCAAAGGUCGAACCCAACAGUUCCAACAGCAACUCGGACAGCGGAGUUAUGGCCUGGAAACCUCUGGCCACGUCUUCAUCGAGUGGGCCAAAGAGAAGUAAGAAGUCGAAGAAAGGAAAGAAUCUGGCUGGGAAAGGAGCCAGACGAGUCAAGAUUGCCAAGGUUUGUCCGUUCUUUUGUUUCGUCUGAUUUUAGAGGUCAUCAAGUUCCGAGGAAGGGUCUCCGGAAGACGAAACUCUCGAGAGCCCGACUAACUCGUCUUCAAAGGCGAAAGUGAGUGGCCUAGUGGCGGUAAAUUCAUAACUUUUCUAUUUUAGCGACCAAUAAAAAAGGAAGAGUUCAGAUCGAGCAAGAAAUAUCAGGUAGAUCGAGUUGGAGAUCACAAGUGUAAGGUCAGAGUCAAGCCCCUCGGCAAGUUUGCGGAGACCAGAAAUAUCUACAUCAUGCAAACGGGAACUGGUAAAGGGACCAAGGAAUUUCUUCAUUACACGAAAAACGCCCGCUCAGAUGACCGUAAUGAGAAGAGCAGCAGUUCGGAGUGAGUUUGCUACUUUUUGUAGGCUUUUUGAUGACUAAAGUUAUGUAAUAUUUCAAAUUCCAGAAAGGUUACAGCUCCUGCUCGUUUUCCAAAACGGCCUUCGAAGAGGAAUCCCCCAAACAGAAAGAGCACCGAAGCUUUGGACACAACCAAGAAGCCUCCGGGACCUCGAUUACGAUCCCCCACUCAUCAUCCGACAGUCCCCAUCAAUUCGACUUUGGAGAAGCUCUCUACUGUCGUCAAUGAUCAUCUCCCCACCAUGGAUCCCUGGGAAAAGGCUGUUUAUGAAAAGGAGAAGCUCAUUUAUGCUCCAUGGUGCAGAAGGACCGACUUCCAAUGUGUUCCAGAAUCUCUCCAAAAUCUGGGUAUGGCGAUGAAUGUGACUGUCAACGUCUGUGUUAGAGCUACCAAUAUUCGGUCUACCAAUCCGCACAUCCCGAUUCCAUGUUCGGAGCGGGAGGGAUGA
Bursaphelenchus xylophilus (pine wood nematode) is the source of this 1212-nucleotide messenger RNA. The record is from the annotation of a GenBank genome assembly. NCBI's taxonomy places the organism in Eukaryota, Metazoa, Nematoda, Chromadorea, Rhabditida, Aphelenchoididae.